AUGGAAAUGCUCCCUAAUUCGUUCACUAUGGAUAUUCAUGGGCUUAUGACGAAUAUGCAAGCUACGGCCCAAGUCGUUCCUUCGAACGUAACGGAAGAGGAGCGCCAAAAUCUGUUGAUUGCUUGCACUACAUUGCGAGACGCCUUAGAAACUCCGGCCGAGACCACGCUUCGCACGAUGCUCGCGGGGUAUGAUGCCGUUGCGUUUAGAUUGGCUAUAGACAUGAACCUCAUGGAUGCCGUGGUAUCAGCGAAUGGGCCGGUUUCGAUCCAGAAAAUUGCAUCCAAAAUCUCCUGCGACCCCGUGCUCGUCCGUCGGGUGGUGAGAUUAUUGGCCUGCAGAGGUGUAUUUGCAGAGGAAGGAGAUGACUUGUACUCCCCGAGACCCCUAGCGUUUGAAUAUUCUUCAGGUUCACCUCUUGCAGCGGCAAUCCUUCACCUGUCGACUGCCGGGCCUUCUAUGACCAAGCUGCCCGAUUAUUUCGCUGAGAGAGGGUACCGGAGUCCGGGUGACGCCUUCAAUGGCCCUUGGCAGUACGCGGAGUGCACGGACAACCACUACUUCAACUGGCUGUCUGCACGACCAAGGCUACAGAAUGCUUUUAACAUUGUCAUGGGCAUACAGCGGAAAGGUCGAGGAGAUGAAUGGUUCCAGUUCUACCCUGUAGAAGAGAAGCUUCGGGUGAAAUCAGCAACGGAUCCAUUGCUUGUUGACAUUGGAGGUGGUGUAGGACAUGAUAUCAUUCGUUUCAGGCAGUGUUUUCCCACACUGACAGGCCAACUUAUACUGGAAGACCUCCCAUUGGUGAUUGAAGCCGCUGUAGACCUACCUAACGGCAUUACCGCCAUAGGUCACGACUUCUUCCAACCGCAACCAGCGUUGGUGCGGAAUGCGAAAGCAUACUACCUAAGGACAGUGCUGCACGACUGGCCUGAUAAGCAAGCUCGAAUAAUUCUACAGAACGUCAAAUCUGCAAUGUCCGAUGAAUCUAUUCUCUUAAUCAACGAAGGUAUCCUGGAGUCAUCCAAAGUCUCCAUUCAUGAGGCCAGGUUCGAUCUACACAUGAUGGCAAGAUUAUCUUCGCUCGAGAGAACAGAGUCACAGUGGAGGAAAUUGGUGGAAUCGGCCGGCUUUGAGUUGGUCAAGCUGUCUAAGGGACUUUUGUGA
Messenger RNA from Lindgomyces ingoldianus, 1167 nucleotides. RefSeq names its product O-methyltransferase. The record is from RefSeq and is a predicted model, not a curated record. The transcript is spliced from 5 exons. The coding region runs from base 1 to 1167 and encodes 388 amino acids. Gene Ontology annotation, molecular function: O-methyltransferase activity. NCBI's taxonomy places the organism in Eukaryota, Fungi, Ascomycota, Dothideomycetes, Pleosporales, Lindgomycetaceae.